ACGUGUGCAGUCCCGGAAGCGGCCGGGGGAAGCUGCUCCGCGCGCGCUGCUGGAGGAAGCGCCGCCCGGUCCGCUCCGCUCGGGGUCCGGCUGGGCCAUGGAGUCGAUGUCCGAGCUCGCGCCCCGCUGCCUCCUGCUUCCGCUGCUGCUGCUGUCGUUGCUGCUCCUGCUGGGCCCGAGCCGCGCCCGGGCGGAGGAGACCGACUGGGUGCGAUUGCCCAGCAAAUGCGAAGUGUGCAAGUAUGUCGCAGUGGAGCUGAAAUCAGCUUUUGAAGAAACCGGGAAGACCAAGGAAGUGAUUGACACAGGCUACGGCAUUCUGGACCGGAAAGCCUCUGGAGUCAAGUACACCAAGUCGGACUUGCGGUUAAUUGAAGUCACUGAGACCAUUUGCAAGAGGCUUCUGGACUACAGCCUGCACAAGGAGAGGACUGGCAGCAACCGGUUUGCCAAGGGUAUGUCGGAGACCUUUGAGACACUGCACAACCUAGUCCACAAAGGUGUCAAGGUGGUGAUGGACAUCCCCUAUGAGCUGUGGAAUGAGACCUCGGCUGAGGUGGCCGACCUCAAGAAGCAGUGUGACGUGCUGGUGGAGGAAUUUGAAGAGGUGAUUGAGGACUGGUACAGGAACCACCAGGAGGAGGACCUGACUGAAUUCCUCUGCGCCAACCACGUGCUCAAGGGCAAGGACACCAGUUGCCUGGCAGAGCGGUGGUCUGGCAAGAAGGGGGACAUCGCCUCCCUGGGCGGGAAGAAAUCCAAGAAGAAGCGUGGCAGGGUCAAGGGCUCCGGGGACGGCAGCAGCAAGCAGAGGAAGGAGCUAGCGAGCCUGGAGGGGGACGCCAGCCCCGAGGAGGAGGAGGGGGUGCAGAAGGCGUCCCCCCUCCCACACAGCCCCCCUGAUGAGCUGUGAGCCCAGCGUAGCGUCCUCGAGUCAAGACCCCUGACUUCAGAGCUAAAGAGCAUGGGACGCGCCUCCAGCAAGGAUGGCUGCUGUCCAGCUUCAGGUCUCCUACCUUGGCUGUGCCCUCUUCCUGCCCUUGAGCAACAGCAAGAAGUGGACUGAUGUGGGGGUGGGAGACCCCAUCCCCAAAGGGAAGAGGAGGAGGGUGUACAGAAGGCAGCUCUCUUCCCACACAGCCCCUGUCGUGAGCUCUGGGUCCAACCCAGCAUCCCCAGACUGAGACCCCCGACCUUGAAGCUGAAGAACACGAGGCACAUAAAUCGCCUCCUCCAGCGUCAGGUCUCGGACUCGCCUGUACCCUCUUCACCAGGAUGGACGCAGCCUCAGGAAGGACUUAGCAAAGCAUGGCAGCCACACUUGCCUCUCCCUCCACCAAGCCUUCUCUUCUGCUGGGUCCUUGGUCAGGUCAUGCGUUUCAGAACUUCCAGGGUGAGCUCAAUGUGGUGUGGUACAAGGGGCUGGGCACCAGACCUGGGGCCACUCCAGAGCCUGCGGAGAGGGCACCUCACCUGACCUGACCCCACGGGGAAGCAAACUGCAGCCACAGCAGCGCCCCAUCUCCAUCCACUCCUGAGGACAACUCACACUCUGCCCAGCCCUCCUCCCCAGGGCUACCAGAGUAAACACCUUUUGGCCUUUUGGUUCUGGUUCCUGGGUCCUCUUCAGCCUCCAGAGUGUCCCCUGGUUGCUCUUUUCUGCCUGUCUCCCCCAGUCCUGAGGGCUGGGAAGUGAUGAAGCUGCCACCCUCGUUGGAGGCUUAACCUGCCAGGUACUGGGAGGAGCGGGUGCCAACAGUGCCCAGGGUUGGUUUGGGUUGAAGCAGUGGUUCUCAUCCUUCCUGAUGCUGCAACCCUUUAAUACAGUCCUCAUGUUCUGGUGGCGCCCCCUCCCCAAUCAUAAAAUUAUUUUCGUUGCUACUUCA
This is a messenger RNA of Peromyscus maniculatus bairdii (prairie deer mouse), 1886 nucleotides long. The record is from RefSeq and is a predicted model, not a curated record. NCBI's taxonomy places the organism in Eukaryota, Metazoa, Chordata, Mammalia, Rodentia, Cricetidae.